UCGAGCCGGUCCAACAUGCCAGAGCUGGCAGAGUGUGUGGAUGCUCAGCCACUAUCUCUGGAACAUCCAAGUGUGUCCUGCUCCAACAGAAGCUCUGGGUCCUCACAGGGAUCGAGACGGUUCGACCUCUGUCAUCAGGCAGUGGAGAUGGAGAGGGUUUAUCUCCAGAGAGACACACCCCACUCCAGUGUCAGUGUGAGAGAACUGGGGUCAGUGAGGAGGGCCAAGAGAAGGGAUGUCCAUAAAGCCCUCAGUGAGGGGUCCCUCAAUGUCUUUGCCCUGUUCAGGGAGAGGGCAGGGGAGAUUUGGCAGACCAGCACAUGGGACAUGGAGCAGACCCAGCCUCCCAGCACCCCCACAUCCAGCGAGGAGGAUUUGUGGGACAGCGACUCCAGCUUGUCUCAUGGGGUUGGGGAGGAGGAGAGGGGCAGCUCCCUGAUCCUGACCCCCCAGGCCUCCACCUCACUCUCUGAUCAAGACAAGAGAGCACUAGAGGACGUCUGCCAGAUCCUGACCGCCUGGGUGGAAAAGAGGCUGAACAGGACCUGCAACGACAAUUACAGGGCCAGUGUCAUCAUCCAGAAAGGUCCAUUUAUAACCUGUUUUACCAAUAUGACCAGUAUUAACCCUGUUAUAACCAGUGUAAUAACCAGUGUAUUAUCAUUAUAGUAAAUGUACUAGAUACUGCAUAGUGCUAUACAUGGAUGUGGCUUUGAAUCAGUUCAGAGUAUUAGUGUGUUUUCU
This is a messenger RNA of Coregonus clupeaformis (lake whitefish), 744 nucleotides long. RefSeq lists its product as uncharacterized. Bases 16 to 669 code for a protein of 217 amino acids. The transcript is spliced from 2 exons. Lineage: Eukaryota; Metazoa; Chordata; Actinopteri; Salmoniformes; Salmonidae. The record is from RefSeq and is a predicted model, not a curated record.